Panicum virgatum (switchgrass) is the source of this 1322-nucleotide messenger RNA. RefSeq names its product early nodulin-75-like. The record is from RefSeq and is a predicted model, not a curated record. The coding region runs from base 122 to 793 and encodes 223 amino acids. The transcript has 2 exons. NCBI's taxonomy places the organism in Eukaryota, Viridiplantae, Streptophyta, Magnoliopsida, Poales, Poaceae.
CUACCAUGGAGCUGCCGAGCUGCGUGUGAUCAAUGCGGCCGCGCCUAUAAAAGCCAUGGCGUGCCAGGUUGAUUUACCACACGGCUACCGGUAGCCUUCGCCUUAGCUAGCUAGCAGCACCAUGGCCGGAAGGAUGCUCCUCGGCGUCUGUGCCGUGCUGAUGGCGAUAGCCGUCGCUAACGCAGCGGAGCGCCAGCAGGUGGCGUCGGUCGUCGUCGGCCUGGCCAGGUGCGCCGACUGCACCAGGAAGAACAUGAAGGCCGAGACGGCUUUCAAAGGUCUUCAGGUGGCCAUCAAGUGCAAGAACAGCAACGGCGAAUACGAGACCAGGGCCGUCAGUGAGCUCCAAAGCUCCGGAGCCUUCAGCGUUCCCCUCGCUGCCGACCUCCACGGCGCCGACUGCCACGCUCAGCUCCACAGCGCCGCCAACGCGCCCUGCCCCGGCCAGGAGCCGUCCAAGAUCGCGCCGAUGUCAUGCGGCACCUUCGUCGCCAUCCCCGCCAAGACGCAUUACCCGUCCGCGGACUGCGCGUCUGCGUUCCUAUGCGUCCCGUUCAAGAAGCACUUCCUCGACCAUUUCCACAAGAAGCCCGUGCCGGAGUACCACCCCGUGCCAGAGCACAAGCCAGCGCCGGAGUACCACCCCGUGCCUGAGCACAAGCCGGCGCCGGAGUACCACCCCACACCGGAAUACCACCCUCCCACGCCAGAAUACCAUCCACCCACACCGGAGUACCACCCACCAACGCCCGAAUACCACUCUCCCACUCCUCCGGCGUACGGGAAGCCAUAAGCCAACUCAGUGGCCGAGCCAGGAUUUGAUCAUUGGAGGGGCUAAGCAGUGAUUGGGGAGGGGGGCAAAAGUCUUGCCACAGGCUACCACUGGGGUAAGUUCCACCUUUGAUAAUAGUACUAUAAUGGUGCUACGGGAUCAUUAGGAGGGGCCAGGCCACUGCCCCCCCUGUCUCCGCCCCUGAGCCAACUCCGAUCUACCAUCCUCUCGCUGCGCACUGCAUAAAUUACUCCUACCAUGAGUUCAGCAUAUUCUACCACUGCUUGUGCUGUGUUAGUUAAUAAUUCGGUAUGUGCAAGUACUAAUGAACGCAUGGAGAAUAAUUGUCGAGAAUUAGUUGUGAGGUUGUACUUGGGGAUCGUUGUUUAGCUUUGAUUAAAGUGGACUGCGUACCUUCAGCCGUCCUCGUUCUUUGUGAAAUUAGCUAUUACUCUGCUUUGAAUGCUAGUGGGUUGAAAUAACCUUGUGGUUAUGUAUCCUGUGAGUGAUACUUUGUUCUAAAUCAAACAAUGCUUUGCUUCAAUUGCAA